AUGACUGGUUGUGGUGAGAAGUUGACCGAACAAAAACUAUGUGAGAAGAUUUUGAGAUCCUUGCAUCCCAUGUUUGAUUACAUUGUGUGUGCCAUUGAAGAAUCUAAAGACAUUUCAACAUUGAGUCUUGAAGAAUUGCAGAGAGCAUUAGAAGCAAUAGAAUUGAGAUUGGAUAAAAGAAAUGAUGUGAAGUAUGGGGAUCAAGCAUUGACAACACAAAGAAAACAUAAAAAGAAUGAUAAGGAUGAGGCUUUUGCUGCACAAGAGGAUGAUUCAAAAUCAUACACAAUAUUGUUGAUGGCCACCACUAAUGAAGAACCAUCUCAAUCCCAAUUAUGGUUCCUUGAUACCGGAUGCUUCAAUCACAUGACAAGUCACAAUGAAUGGUUGGUGGAUAUUGAUACAUCAAGAAGAAGCAAGAUCAGGUUUAUUGAUGACAGAAUCCUGGAAGCUGAAGGUGUUGGCAACAUGGAGAUUGAGAAUGUGUUGUAUGUGUCAGAGAUGAAAAACAACUUACUAAGCAUAUGCCAGUUGAUUCAUAAAGGAUUGCAGGUGAUUAUGAAAAAUGAUGCACUAGAAACGUAUGAUGGACAAAAGAAAAUAAUAUUGAAGGUUCCUCUAUCAGAUAAUAGAACCAUUGUCGUUAACAUACAAGUUGCAGACAUCCAAUGUUGA
This is a messenger RNA of Cicer arietinum (chickpea), 675 nucleotides long. RefSeq lists its product as uncharacterized. NCBI's taxonomy places the organism in Eukaryota, Viridiplantae, Streptophyta, Magnoliopsida, Fabales, Fabaceae. The record is from RefSeq and is a predicted model, not a curated record.